Molecule: messenger RNA, 636 nt
Organism: Exophiala oligosperma
Lineage: Eukaryota; Fungi; Ascomycota; Eurotiomycetes; Chaetothyriales; Herpotrichiellaceae
Exons: 2
Coding region: 1-585 (194 amino acids)
Source: RefSeq, a predicted model, not a curated record
AUGAAAAUUCCGUACGUCCAAGAUUCAUCCGAAGGUCUCUCACCCGAAGACGCCGCCAUUUAUGAACGUAUCAAAUUACGAAGAGGAGGUUCUCUCUUACCUUUGGACAAGGCACUUUUUCAUUCUCCAAAAUUGGCAGAUGGAUGGAAUUCCCUCCUAGGUGCCGUGCGUACUCAAGGUAUCUUACCGACCGACAUUCGAGAAAUCAUCAUAUGUCGAGUGGCUUUGAACAAUAAAGCAUGGUUCGAAUGGCACCAUCACGCACCUAUUCUACAAUCGGCACCUGGAUUCACCUCGGAAAUGAUGAAGGUGGUAGAAUCAAUCGACCUGGCCGACCCUGACAACACUGGUCCUGAUUCUUCGGUAUUAAAUCCAAAACAACUAGCCGCUCUAAGGUAUGCGGACAGCAUGACAAGACAGAUCGACGUCCCAACCUCCAUCUUCGAAUCCCUCAAGACUGCCGGUUUUGACGAUCAAGAAAUCGUAGAAAUGACAAUCACCUGCGGAGCUUACAACAUGGUGAGUAGGUUCUUGGUGGCCUUGGACGUCGGGGAGAUGAAUGGGAAAUCACCACUCGAACGUUAACUCGGUGACAUGGAUUACUACAUAUGAGAUAUUACUUUUAUAUAUACACAU